AUGACAUGGGACGACUCAGCCGGGGCUGUGGACGAUGCCGAGAGAGACGGGUUCGAUGUGACGAGACUCGGCCAAGUUGCCAGCGGUGUCUCAAGCGUAACGAACCCUGCCACGGCUACCGUGAUGAAGCCACCAUCAUCUUCUGCCAUGAGACCAACAAACUCUCAGCGUCGAAGCAGGUCGGUUGAGAGUACUCAGAGGUCGAGCCGCACUUCCUUCGGAUAUGGCGGCAACCCGUCGAGUCUCACCAAGGACGAAGGUGUCACUCUUUCCAUCGGUAGCUAUUUGCUGUUGUGGCCCAUCAACAUCAUUAAAGCCGCCGAAUCUCCAGCAACGCCUGAGCAGAAACAAAAGGCCCAACUAGUCUUCGACAGGAUCCGCAAAUACACGGGAAUGAAAUCGCAGCUGAAAAAGAAGAGCAUCAUCUGA
Pseudomassariella vexata is the source of this 429-nucleotide messenger RNA. RefSeq lists its product as uncharacterized. The coding region runs from base 1 to 429 and encodes 142 amino acids. Lineage: Eukaryota; Fungi; Ascomycota; Sordariomycetes; Amphisphaeriales; Pseudomassariaceae. The record is from RefSeq and is a predicted model, not a curated record. The transcript has 2 exons.